This is a messenger RNA of Dicentrarchus labrax (European seabass), 1338 nucleotides long. RefSeq lists its product as uncharacterized. The transcript has 2 exons. The coding region runs from base 39 to 821 and encodes 260 amino acids. The record is from RefSeq and is a predicted model, not a curated record. NCBI's taxonomy places the organism in Eukaryota, Metazoa, Chordata, Actinopteri, Moronidae.
GUUUACAAACAAGCUCGUAACACGAGCAGAGGACGAACAUGGCCGGCGCCACUCUGAGAGGAAGAGGAGAGUCUUUUGUUUGGACCGACAAUGAAGUGGAACUUCUGCUCCGUGUCACAUUGGACUACAAGACAACAAAAUUGCAAGAAAAUGUCGACUGGGAGUCUUGCCACUCCAAGUACUCCGACAUUAUGGACGAGUUUCAGGCGCAGUAUCCGCAAACCUCCACGGAGCGGGAUUUCCCCCAUGAUGCCAAGAGCGUCACAAAGCCACAGGUUACCGCCAAGUUGAAAAGUAUCCGGACGAAGUACAGGCAGGCGCUGGACACCGGGCGCCGCAGGGGCCAGGGCCGUGUCGUUCUGUUGUAUUUUUCACUGUGUGAGGAGAUAUGGGGUGGGUCGCCUGCUACACGCGCCAUCGACGCCGGCCUCGAGACUGCUGACAUGGAGGAAGAAGAUGUCAGAGGAAGAUCUGAAAGUCUGCCUUCUGCGGUCAUAAAGCAGCGCAGGGAUUUGCUCCGGGCAAGGCUGAACAACCACAGAGGGGACAGGCUGAAACGAAAACUCACAGGUGACCAAGUAGCACUAGAGGACCUUCAGAUUAAGUGGAGGAUGUUGGAGCUGAUGGAGGAGUCCUCUAAAAGAAACAUGGACUGCAUACAGCAAAUCAACACAAACAUUGCAAACAUCACAAACUCCAUACAAGAGGGCUUCUCACUGAUGAGAGGACUGAUGCUCCAGCCUGCCUACCCCCACAGCAGCAGUGGGAUUGAGCAACAGCACACAUUUAUCUCUGUAGUGCCAAAAGUUGAAGAAGAUUGACUGAUGGGUGGAUGUCAUGAUAUUAUUCAUUGACAUUGGAUGGUCGCAUAUUGAUUUUGAUAUUAAAAUACAAAGAAAUUGUUGGGGUUUUUUUGGACAAAUUGUUAAAUAGGUAUACAUUAUGAGCGGGGAUGUAAUCUAAAAGGCAUAAAAGCAUUUUUAAUUUCAUCUCAAGUUUACGAUUAAAAAGACACAAAACAAACCACAGUAACCCUGUAAUAGUAAAUAUGCAAAAUAAAAAAAAUAUUUAGUAUUUAGCCCUUUAAAAAUGACUCUUAAUCACUCUCACAAGUCAGUCGAGCUGAGCCGGGGUUAGUCUGGUGCUAUGUCGGGCUGAUUAUCCUAUGGACAUUUGCUUUAACACUGUAAGAUAUGUUACUGUCUUGAAAUAAAAGGAGUGUAAUAUGAAUCAGCACAAUACAUUUUUUUUUUUUUUUUUUUACACAAGGUUGGAACAUGAGUCAUGUACUGCAGAAAGGAAUAAAAUAAUAAAGUGCCAAUGGGUGAUGAAUCUUCA